Molecule: messenger RNA, 5558 nt
Organism: Porites evermanni
Lineage: Eukaryota; Metazoa; Cnidaria; Anthozoa; Scleractinia; Poritidae
Source: the annotation of a GenBank genome assembly
AUGCAGCCCAAAGAAGGUGACAACGAUUUCACUUUAAUCCUUAAACACGGCAAAGAGAUGAGAGUAAGUAGAAAUGAAAUUGCGGCUUCAAGCGAUUUCUUUUCUACUCUUCUCAACAGCGACAUGAGGGAGAACAAAGAAGGAACUGUUCGGUUAGAGCACAUCACAGAGGCAGGUAUGAGAGAUGUGUUAGAGUUUGUACGAUCUGGUAGUGUUGAAAUAACUACUCUAGAGAAUGCGAAAGAGCUGAUCGAGGCAGCGGAAUAUUUACUUCUCGACAGAUUGAAAACAUUCUCUGAAAAAUAUUUAGUGCAGGAAACAUUAACAUCUUCAAAUUGUAUGACAAUUUAUUAUUUUGCUGAGCAAUAUCGAUGCCAAGAGCUGACAAUGAAGACUAGGCAAUUUAUCCUAUCAAACUUUACCGCUGUGACUGAAUGUCAAGAUUUUCUUUGUUUGGAUAACCAGCAAGUGGUGGAGUGGAUUUGCAGGGAUGACGUAGCUGUUAGUACAGAAGAUGUCAUAUUCAAGGCCAUAGUAAGGUGGAUUCAACAUAGCAAAAGCGAGCGGAAAGGGAAGUUCGAAGAAUUAUUUCGAUACGUGAGAUUGUUCUUUAUAUCGCGUGACUAUUUGCUCAGUGAUGUUCUAGCCAAUGAUCUCGUUUCAGGGUGCUCAAGUUGUUUGAAGCUUACCAAAGAAGCUGUAGAGGGAAAAUGUCCUUUCCAGUCACCCAGAGUGGGGACUGAUACACACCUAGUCGUUUACAUGGGCAAGGAGACGUAUUGUUAUGAACCUGACGGAGACAAGUGGUAUGGGUUAGCGGACACGCACUUGACAUACAUAAACACAAAUUUUUACGGCUCAGGUCCUUACAAAAUGUGCUCUUGUCAAGGAAAGUUGUAUGUUUUCCCAAAUUCGCAGAAUGUCUGUCAGAGCAGAGCAGAAACGUUUGACCCGUCUUUGAAUGGCUGGACUACGUUUGACUAUCAGACUGGACAGGCUUCCACACAGACUUUUGGUUUAGCAGUUGUAAGGGGGCAACUGUUUGCUGUUCAUGAUGAUCGUUCUGAAUGGUAUUGUGGCAGAGGUAGAGAUGGGCUCAUUCCACGGCUUCUACAGGGAGGGCCAAAAUUUUACUUAUCCAAGUAUAACUUUAAGUCAAACACAUGGACCGAUGUUCAUUGCUAUGGAAGUAAGCCAGUGGCUGCCACGGGUGCCUGUAUAAUCGCCAUGGACACAUACCUGUACGUUAUUGUUGGUUUAAUGCUUACUGACCUUGACAGUAUAUCACCACCUUAUAGAAUAGACACUAUGAGUCUACACUCAGGAAUGCGGGAUGGCGGCAAUCUGAGCUGGGAUCGUAUAACAGAGAUGAAAGAGCCAAGAGAGGGAGCCUGUGGCACUGCUGCACAUGGGAAGAUUUUUAUCGCCGGUGGAUUGGUGAGGGGAGGGUGUUACUGUGUGAGCUGUGAAGUGUACAACAUAGAAGCAGACGAAUGGCAGUUGAUAGCACGUUUAAAUUCUCCUCGCCUUUACGGCAGCAUGGUGUAUUUGAAGGGAAUUCUGUAUGUGGUAGGCGGACGCGGACGUGAUCUAAACUUUAAUAAAAGAGUAACGGCAGUUGAAAGUUAUGACUUUGAGGAAAAGAAAUGGAAGGAGAAAACAAAGUUGCCAAUCGACAAAACGUCUCAUGAGUGGAAAUAUGACAGUUGCACACUUUGUAUUCCAAGAAUACUCGUUAAACCCAUCCUCAAAAGACAGCAAGGGUCACUAUGGCCCUUGUUGCUAUGGUCACGACAGAGUGCUUUUCGGUAGUCUUGUCUGCUACGAGAACAAUCUCAGGGAGAGGAUGAGGACUAAAAAUAUGGAGCGUUUUCACAUGACAUCAUGGCGGCCAUAUUGGUGUUCCAAAACAAUAAAACGGUGGCCAUGUUGGUUUUCCAAACAAAUCAUAUUCCUGUGGGAGUUCAGAAGCCUGGGAGUUGAAAUCUUUUCUUUAAUAUGCAAACACUUUCUAUAGUUCCAAUAAAUUUGCACUUAGCCUGAGAAAACAGCCGACAUUUCGCGACGCCACAACUGGUUUCCCCUCGAAAUUCCAUACUGAUAACGUGUUACUACCCAGAUCUGGGUAGUUCUUCUAAUUGGUCCGUGCUGUGAAGGGAAUUUGCUUCAACUAAUCGAAAGCACUACCCAGAUCUGGGUAUUGAUACGUCAUCAGUAUGAAAUUUCAGCAGUCGUUUCUCAGACUUCACUUCACGGGGAAACCAGUGUUGCGUCGCAAAAUGUCGGCUCUUUUGUCAGGCUAAUUUGUACCGAGAUGCUGUCCACGUGAGGGCUUUGUAGAGCCAGGGAAAAGCGCCCUGGGGACGAGGUUGGUACUUUUGUUGGCGAGGAUCACGGAGGGGUAUUAUGUGUGAUCAUUUCCUCAAUUCUUACAACCUUGUUUAUUGGAACUACUUUUAUAUUGGACCGAGGAGAAAAUGAUUACUUCCCACUCGUACGACUCGUGAAACAGCUGUUCUUAGGUUUCGCGUGCAUUAACUAUAACUUUGCAAAGAAAAAUAAGAGACUGCUUGAGAGUCUAUGAUGGUGUGUACGUCAUAGAGCUGUCAGUCAUGAUUGUGGUUUGACGAAUUAAUGACCCACACAGUUCUUCUCUUUGCACUGUUCUCACUUGACAUAUGUGUCGCCAAAAGUCCAUUUUAGUCAGUCAAUGUUUCAAACGCUUCAUCACUUCGCACAUUACUUGUAACACUAAAAAUGUGAUCUACAUGGUUCAAUGUAACCGUUGUAAUUUACAAUAUAUAGGUGAAACUAAGUGACGUCUCAAGGACAGAUUUAACGAACACAGACGUGCAGUCGACAAAACUAACAUUAAAUUAGACUACGAGUAGUCCUCCAUUUUUCGUCAAGGAUAGUAGAGCGAGCGAAACGCGAGCGCGCGUGAAAAUCACCCCACGCGAGAAAAGGCGACACGCGGCGAAAAAAUUUUUCUCUCUCCCCGUCGCGUGUCGCCUUUUCUCGCGUGGGGUGAUUUUCAGGCGCGCUCGCGUUUCGCUCGCUCUACUAUUCUUGAGGAAAAAUGGGGGACUACUCGUAGUCUACGUUCUUAGGUUUCGCGUGCAGUAACUAUAACUUUGCAAAGAAAAAUAAGAGACUGCUUGAGAGUCUAUGAUGGUGUGUACGUCAUAGAGCUGUCAGUCAUGAUUGUGGCUUGACGAAUUGUUCAUUUUUCCCUCUCCCCGCCGCGUGUCGUCAUUUCUCGCUAGGGGUGAUUUUCACGCGCGCUCGCGUUUCGCUCGCUCUACUAUCCUUGAGGAAAAUGGGGGACUACUCGUAGUCUAACAUUAAAUCUAAACCCACUACUGUUUCUGAACACUUUCUCUCUUACUCUAACCAUUCUCAUACUGACAUGCAGUUAAUCCCACUAGAGAAAAUUCAUUCCUCACGUGACUCAGUUCAUAAGGCCAGGGAGUCGCAUUUGAUAGAUAAGGCCAUGACUCUUUAUUAAACCUCAUGGCCUAAACCGCCGUGACGAAUUAUUGUAAUCCAUAUCCUUAGUAUUUUUCCAUUCCAGUUUUUAUGUUGUACGUCAUUUCCGCCUCUCCCUUUUAUUGCGACGUUCUCCAUUUAUAUAAUAUUGUGAUUGCUACAUAAGUUCAGUAACAUCUGUAAACCUGAAGAAGGCUGGUAUGGCCAGCCGAAAUAUUGUUAUAAAAAACAAUACACGUUGUUUUAAAUCAGCUUUGCAGUAGUCUUUGGACUUCUCGUUCUUGGUUCGCGCAAAAAUGCAGCCCAAAGAAGGUGACAACGAUUUCACUUUAAUCCUUAAACACGGCAAAGAGAUGAGAGUAAGUAGAAAUGAAAUUGCGACUGCAAGCGAUUUCUUUUCUACUCUUCUCAACAGCGACAUGAGGGAGAACAAAGAAGGAAUUGUUCUGUUACAGCACAUCACAGAGGCAUGUAUGAGAGAUGUUUUAGAGUUUGUACGAUCUGGUAGUGUUGAAAUAACUGGUCCAGAAAAUGCGAAAGAGCUGAUCGAGGCAGCGGAAUAUUUGCUUCUCGACAGAUUGAAAACAUUCUCUGAAAAAUAUUUAGUGCAGGAAACAUUAACAUCUUCAAAUUGUAUGUCAAUUUAUUAUUUUGCUGAGCAAUAUCGAUGCCAAGAGCUGACAAUCAAGACUAGGCAAUUUAUCCUAUCAAACUUUACCGCUGUGAGUGAAUCUCAAGAUUUUCUUUUUUUGGAUAACCAGCAAGUGGUGGAGUGGAUUUGCAGGGAUGACGUAGCUGUUAGUACCGAAGAUGUCAUAUUCAAGGCCAUAGUAAGGUGGAUUCAACAUAGCAAAAGCGAGCGGAAAGGGAAGUUCGAAGAAUUAUUUCGAUACGUGAGAUUGUCCUUUAUAUCGCGUGACUAUUUGCUCAGUGAUGUUCUAGCCAAUGAUCUCGUGUCAGGGUGCUCAAACUGUUUGAAGCUGGCCAAAGACGCUGCAGAAGGAAAAUGUUCUUUCCAGUCACCCAGGAAUUGGACUGAUACACACCUAGUCGUUUACAUGGGCAAGGAGACCUAUUGUUAUGAACCUGACGGAGACAAGUGGUAUAAGUUAGCGGACACGCAUUUGACAUACACAAACACAAAUCCUUACAAAAUGUGCCCUUUUCAAGGAAAGCUGUAUGUUUUCCCAAGUUCGCCGAACGUCUGUCAUAAAAGAGCAGAAAUGUUUGACCCGUCUUUGAAUGGCUGGACUACGUUUGACUAUCAGACUGGGCAGGCUACCAGACAGACUUUCGGUUUAGCAGUUGUAAGGGGGCAACUGUUUGCUGUUUAUGAUGAUCCUUCUGAAUGGGUCCGUGCCAGGAGAAAUAGGCUCCUUCCACGGCGUCUACAGGAAAGGCCGUCAUUUUACUUAUCCAAGUAUAACUUUAAGUCAAACACAUGGACUGAUGUUCACUGCUAUGGAAGUAAGCCAGUGGCUGCCACGGGUGCCUGUAUAAUCGCCAUGGACAGAUACCUGUACGUUAUUGGUGGUUUAAUGCUUACUGACUUUGAGACUAUAUCAUCACCUUAUAGACUAGACACUAUGACUCUACACUCAGGAAUGGGGGGUGGCGGGAAUCAGAGCUGGGAUCGUAUAACUGAGAUGAAAGUGCCAAGAUGGGCAGCCUGUGGCACUGCUGCACAUGGGAAGAUUUUUAUCGCUGGUGGAUCAGCGGAAGGAGGGUCUCCCAGUCUUGACACCUGUGAAGUGUACAACAUAGAAGCAGACGAAUGGCAGUUGAUAGCAAGUUUAAAUUCUCCUCGCUUUUCCGGCAGCAUGGUGUAUUUGAAGGGAAUUCUGUAUGUGGUAGGCGGACGUGGUCGAAACGUUAAUAAAAGAGUAAUGGCGGUUGAAAGUUAUGACUUUGAGAAAAAGAAAUGGAAAGAGAAAACAAAGUUGCCAAUCAACAAAACGUUUCCCGAGUGGAAAUAUGAUAGUUGUGCACUAAAUAUUCCAAGAAUACUCAUUAAUCCCAUCCCCAAAAGACUGCCAGCCUUACUAAGGCCCUUGUUGCUAAGGUCAUGA